AUGGGUAAAAGGAAAGCAUCAUCUAAUAAACUCGUUGGAGAUAAGCGAAAGCAUUUAAAAGAGCAACAAGACAAUCAACUUUCUACUGGAAUAUUCGGCCAAGAUGUUGUCACGUCGGAAGAUGACCUUGUCAAUGACUGGGACAAUGUCGAGCAGGACUAUGAAUUGCGCCCCAGAAAUACUAAAGAUAACGGUACUGAAAUUGUUGAAGGCUUGCCUAUAAAAAGAGGUGAUGGAAAAUUAGAAAGAGUCGUCAGAAAAAUGAAUAAGAUAGAUACCAGCGAAGCAGAGAUAUCAGUAGACAAAGAGGAGAAGAGCGAGGCCCUUGUAGAACCAGAAGACGCUGAUAAUCACAAUCGGCUCAAUGGUAUGUCACCUCGGCAAGUUUUGAUUGAAACAAAGACAGAGAUAGCAGAUUUGGCAACAAAAUUAAUAGAAAAUCCCGAAGAAAAUAUCCCUUGUCUCAUAAGGCUAAGAAAAAUGACUGAAUCUCGCAACUUUGUUACUUGCCAGCUUUCAAUAAUGGCUUUAAUCCCAGUAUUCAAAUCACUAGCUCCAUCUUAUAGGAUACGACCUUUGUCGGAUACAGAGAAACGUCAGAAAGUCAGCAAGGACAUUGCUCAACUAAGAAACUUUGAGCAGUCUUUAGUUGCAAAUUACGUUGCUUAUGUAAAUCGUUUAGCUCAAUUAGCUGUUGUUUCCUUUCUGAACUCUCAAAAUGAUAGGAAAGUAGCUUUGGAUGAAAUUAAAUUAGGUCUGUUGGCUACAAAAGCAGCAUGUGAGCUUUGUCUCUCGUCAUUGCGCAAUUUUAAUUACAGAAGUGAAGUGAUUACCAUCAUAUGCCGUCGUCUCAAUAGAACUCCAUCUAAUGAUGAUGAUUUUAAUGUUUUUCUCAAAUGUUUAAGGACCUUAGAGUCCUUGCUCAUUGAUGAUCAGCACAAUGGAGAUGUUACCUUUGACGUUUGUAAGCUUUUAUGCAAAUCGAUCAGAGAUAAAAAAUUCAGGGUUGACGAAUCUGUAAUAAACAUUUUCCUAUCGCUAAGCUUACUCAAUGAUUACGAUCCGAAUAAUAACAAAAAUGAUGAACAAAAACCAAAACUCAAGAAGAAAGACAGACUACAUUUGUCCAAAAAAGAGAGAAAGGCCAGAAAAGAACGGAAAGAAAUUGAGGAAGAGAUGCGUAAAGCAGAAGACGCAAUUAGUGCUGAAGAGAGAGAGAAAUAUCAGGCUGAUGUUUUAAAAAUGCUAUUAUCACUAUAUUUGGAGAUUCUCAAAGCUAGCUCUCCAGGCACUCUCUCCAAAAAUAGCUACGCUGGAGAAUUGAUGGCUCCCGUAUUGGAGGGUUUAGCUCGGUUUGGUAAUAUGGCUAAUAUAGACUUGUUGGGUGAUUUCUUGGAAGUUUUACGAGAAAUCAUGACGGACAUUAUCCUGGAGCAUACUUUACACGAAACCAACGAUGAAGACAGUGGGGGUAUGUUUAAUGGCAAAGAGGUGCGAAGCAUUUUGCUAUGUGUUUCUACUGCCUUUGCCCUUGUCAUGAAUCAUUCUUCUGUCGGUAAAUUGCCCAUAACGAUUGAUCUAUCAAAGUUCAUCUCCUAUUUAUAUGUUGUUCUAGCUGAUUUGUCGUUGGACACAGAUUUGGAGUUUUCUAGCAAGACUCUCAGGCUAGUUGACCCUCUUUCAACUUCAAUAUCUGCUGAUAAACCACAUGUAAAUGUUUCAACUAAAGCAGAGCUCUUGUUGCGCUGCCUAGACUUCAUAUUUUUCAGAUCAAGAAACGGCACUGUACCUCGGGCAUCUUCAUUUAUUAAGAGACUAUACAUUUUAUCUUUACAAACACCUGAGAAAACCUCAUUAGCAAUUCUUAAGUUUGUUGGGAAAUUGACCAGUAGGUAUGGAGAAAGCUUAAAAGGUUUAUGGAAUACUGAGGAAAGAAUUAGUGGUGAGGGGUCUUACUUUUUGGGAAUAGAGAAAUCUGAUAGAGAGGUAGAGUUGGAAAGAUGCAACAGUGGUGCAGCCACUUUAUGGGAAAACGUGCUACUUGAUAAGCAUUAUAGUCAAAUGGUUAAAGAUGGAUCGAGAACAUUAUUCAAAAAUAGUAGACCGCACACAAGGCAAUAA
Messenger RNA from Priceomyces carsonii, 2121 nucleotides. RefSeq lists its product as uncharacterized. Gene Ontology annotation, biological process: DNA replication initiation. The record is from RefSeq and is a predicted model, not a curated record. Gene Ontology annotation, molecular function: chromatin binding. The coding region runs from base 1 to 2121 and encodes 706 amino acids. The transcript has a single exon. NCBI's taxonomy places the organism in Eukaryota, Fungi, Ascomycota, Pichiomycetes, Serinales, Debaryomycetaceae. Gene Ontology annotation, cellular component: nucleolus.